AUGGAGGAAGGCAUGCAUCUGAUUGAUGGAAAUGGCAAGUUCAACGUGGAAGGACUCAAAGACUUCAUGACAACCACUGGGUUUGCCCAGUGCCGUCUCUCCUAUGCUAUUGUUGCCAUCAUUGGCGCGCAAAGUAGCGGGAAGAGCACCCUGAUGAAUCAUGUCUUUGGUACCGAUUUCAAGAUGCUGGAUGCAUGCGAAGGAAGAGGUCAAACAACUAAGGGCAUUUGGAUUGCUAAAAGUAAUAAUAUUGAGCCAUUCACAAUUGCCAUGGAUUUUGAGGGAACUGACAGCAAUGCAAGAGCCGAGGACAACACUGCAUUUGAGAGACAAAGUACCCUGUUUGCUUUGGCAAUUGCUGACAUUAUAUUGAUAAACAUGUGGUGCAAAGACAUCGGUCUGGAAAAUGCAGCCAGCAGACCUCUUUUGAAAAUAGUUUUCCAGGUCAUGAAGCGUUUAUUCAAACCCCGUAAAAGAACAUUGCUGUUUGUUAUACGUGAUCACACGAAGACUCCACUUGGAUAUUUGGAGCGUGUUCUCAGGGAAGAUAUAGACAAGAUAUGGGCUGCAGUUGCUGAACCUGAGACUCAUGGAAGUGCUUCUCUCAGUGAUUUUUUUAAUGUACAUAAGAUAUCAUCUCCAUCUCCUGUGGAGAUCACUGCUUUGUCUAGCUAUGAAUUCGAAGAGGAGAAGUUUAAAGAGCAGGUUGCUUAUCUAAGGCAGCGGUUCAUUACUCCAAGAGUUACUGGUGAUAGGUGGGAAGUUGAACCUGCCUCAGGAUUUUCGAUCCGUGCAGAGAAGACAUGGAAAACUAUAAAAGAUAACAAGGAUCUAGAUCUCCCUGCUCUUAAGGUGAUGGUUGCUGUUGUUCGUUGUGAAGAGAUUGCUGAGGAAAAGCUCAAGCAAUUUACUUCUGAUAAUGAUUGGUUGGCACUGAAGGAAGCUGUUCAAGCUGGUCCUGUAUCUGGGUUUGGAGCAACCCUCAGUUCUAUAUUGGAAACCUAUCUUUCACACGCUGUUUGGCUACAGUCUUGUAGUGUGCUUCUUGUUCAACUUGAUUCAGAAUCUCUUAAUUUGUAUGUAUAUUUUUUUAAUAGUUAUGACAAGGAGGUGAUAUAUUUUGAUAAAGAUGUACGAAAUGCAAAACGGCACCAAAUGGAGUCCCAAGCAUUGGAGGUGGUACGCGAUGCUUAUGUUACGAUGUUGGAACAUUUGUAUUUCAACAAACUUGAAAGUUUUAAAACUAGGCUGGAACAGCACUUACUGAACAAACGAGAAGGAUCUGUUGCUUCUGCUCAUAUCUGUGCUCAAUCUUGCUUGGUUGAAUUUGAUCAAGGAUGUGAAGAUGCUGCCAUUAGACAGAGUGAGUGGAAUGCUUCAAAACUCCGGGAAAAACUUUGUUGUGAUAUGCUGUCAGAAAUGAUGGCAAAAUAUGAGAAGCAACUCACUGAUGUGCUUGCUGAUGAAGUACAAUCCUUAUUUGAAGCUGGUGAAACAGAUACAUGGGGAUUAGUUAGAAAUCUUCUUAAGAGCAAGACUGAUGUUGCUGUGUCAGAGUUUUCAGAUGCUGUUGUUAGUUUUGAUUUGCAAAAAUCUGCAAUUGACACUAAAUUGCAACAUUUGAGGGAGUAUGCAAGAAAUGUAGUCGAGAGAAAGGCAAGAGAAGCAGCUGCUGCAGAUAGAGUUUUGAUGCGCAUGAAGGAUAGGUUCAUACAGGUUCUCAAUUGUGAUGAAAACUCAAAGUCAAGGGUUUGGACGAGGGAAGAAAACAUUGAUGAAAUUGAAAGGAAUGCACACUCUGCGUCUUUGAAAAUUUUAUCAAUCAUGGCAGCCAUACGCUUAGAUAACAUGACAGAUCAGAUUAACCAUGUACUCUUUUCUUCUCUCAUGGAUGGAACUGGUGCUGUUCCAUCUUCUCAACAUACAGGAGCUACCGCUGACCCCCUUGCCUCUUACACAUGGGAAGAGGUUUCUGCAAACGCUACGCUGCUUACACCAGUGGAGUGCAAGUCAUUGUGGAUGCAAUUCAAAGCAGACACAAAGUAUAUAACGAACCAGGGUAGAGCCGCUCAGGAGGGUCUUAGGCAUGCUAAAAGGGCAAUUAAGAUAGUGGUCAGGGUAGUGGCGAUAGUGGGGGCAGCUGUGGCAGCGGCAGUGGGGACACCUACAGCCAUGAGGAUAGCUGCAAGUACGGAGGUGGCUGCAGUGAUGAAAGCUGUAGCGCCAGAGUUGGCAGCUGUGAUGAAAGAUUUAGUACCGGAGGUGUUGGCAGCACUGAAAGAUGCAGGGCCGGAAGUGUUGGCAGCAUUGAAAGAUAUAGUGGUUGAGGCAGUGAGAUCUUUAGGACCACAAGUAGUGACAGCGGUAAUUGCGCUGAUGAUGAAUGUGUUUGCAAGGCCGCAACAGCUAUAG
Messenger RNA from Dovyalis caffra, 2412 nucleotides. The record is from the annotation of a GenBank genome assembly. Lineage: Eukaryota; Viridiplantae; Streptophyta; Magnoliopsida; Malpighiales; Salicaceae.